CUGCUCGGUGGGCAAAGUGGGGGGGACGUCGGAGGAGGCGGCGGCGGGAGGAGGAGGUGGAGGAGGAAGGCCGGGAGCCAGGGCCGGGCACGCAGCCGCCGGCAUGCUGCAGAAUGUGAAUCCCCAGAACAAGAUUCUGGGGGAGGGAAAUGCCGGGCUUAUGGGUUUGGCGACGGAAUCGACCCCGGGCAAACGCAUCCGCAAACCCUCGCUGCUUUACGAGGGCUUCGAGAGCCCCACCAUGGCCUCGGUACCGGCCCUGCAGACCCCCCAGGCGAACCCCCCUCCGCCAGAGGUCUCGAACCCCAAAAAGCCCGGCCGGGUCACCAACCAGCUGCAGUACCUGCACAAAGUGGUGAUGAAAGCCCUGUGGAAGCACCAGUUCGCUUGGCCUUUCCGUCAGCCUGUCGACGCAGUCAAGCUGGGUCUGCCGGAUUACCACAAGAUCAUCAAGCAGCCCAUGGACAUGGGGACGAUCAAGCGGCGCCUGGAGAACAACUACUACUGGGGGGCGGCUGAGUGCAUGCAGGACUUCAACACCAUGUUCACCAACUGCUACAUCUACAACAAGCCCACAGAUGACAUCGUGCUGAUGGCCCAAACCCUGGAGAAGAUCUUCCUGCAGAAGGUGGCUCAGAUGCCGCCUGAAGAGCAGGAGAUCGUGGUCCCGGUGGCCAAGAACAGCCACAAGAAGGGAGCGUCACGGGCAGCAGCGCUCCUGGCCGGCCUCACAGCUGCUCAGCAAGUGCCGGCCGUGUCCUCCGUGUCCCACACCGCUGUCUACACCCCGAGCCCCGACAUCGCCACCACCAUCGUCAACAUUCCCCACCCGUCCGUCAUCUCCGCUCCGCUCCUCAAGUCGCUGCACUCCGCUGCCCCGGCCGUGCUGGCUGCGCCCGCGCCCACCCAGCCCGUGGCCAAGAAAAAGGGCGUGAAGCGGAAAGCGGACACCACCACCCCCACCACCACCGCCAUCAUCGCCACCAGCGGCGAAUCCUCGCCCUCGGCCACGCUGCUGGAGGCCAAGGCGGCCAAAAUCCCCGCGCGGCGCGAGAGCGGCCGCCCCAUCAAACCCCCCAAGAAGGACUUGCCGGAUUCCCAGCAGCACCAGACCUCCAAAAAGGGCAAAUUGUCGGAGCAGCUCAAAUACUGCAACGGGAUCCUGAAGGAGCUGCUCUCCAAGAAGCACGCUGCCUAUGCCUGGCCCUUCUACAAGCCGGUCGAUGCCUCGGCGCUGGGGCUGCACGAUUACCACGAGAUCAUCAAACACCCCAUGGACCUCAGCACCAUCAAGCGGAAGAUGGAGAACCGGGACUACCACGAUGCGCAGGAGUUCGCUGCUGACGUCCGGUUAAUGUUCUCCAACUGCUACAAGUACAACCCGCCCGACCACGACGUGGUGGCCAUGGCCCGCAAGCUGCAGGACGUCUUUGAGUUCAGCUACGCCAAGAUGCCCGACGAGCCGCAGGACGCCAGCCCGCCCUCGGUGUCCGCUCCAUUGCUCGGAGCCCUCUCCAAAUCCUCCUCCGAGGAAUCCUCCAGCGACGAGGACGAUGAAGACGAAGACGAUGAAGAUGACGAUGAGGACGAGAGCAGCAGUGAGAGCUCGUCGGAGAGCGAGGAGAGCUCCGACUCGGAGGAGGAACGCGCCAACCGCCUGGCAGAGCUGCAGGAGCAGCUGCGGGCCGUGCACGAGCAGCUGGCUGCCCUCUCACAGGGCCCCGUUUCCAAACCCAAAAAGAAGCGGGAGAAAAAGAAAAAGAAGAAAUCGGAGAAGCACAAAGGGCGAGGAGGCGACGAGGAGAGCCGGGCGCGCCAGGCGCAGCUCCGCAAAGCCAAGAAGGGCGGCGGCGGGGGAGCCGGCGGCGGGGGCAGCUCCAAGAACUCGAAGAAGGCAGCGAAAGCGGCGCUGCCGCCUCCGCCUGCGCUCUACGAUUCGGAGGAGGAAGAGGAGAGCAAACCGAUGACAUACGACGAGAAACGGCAGCUGAGCCUGGACAUCAACAAGCUGCCGGGGGAGAAGCUGGGCCGCGUGGUGCACAUCAUCCAGUCCCGGGAGCCCUCCCUGCGCGAUUCCAACCCCGAGGAGAUCGAGAUCGACUUUGAGACCCUCAAACCCUCCACGCUGCGCGAGCUGGAGCGCUACGUGCUGUCCUGCCUGCGGAAGAAACCCCGCAAACCCUACAGCGAGACCAUGAAGAAGCCGGUGGGGAAAACGAAAGAGGAACUGGCGCUGGAGAAGAAGCGAGAGCUGGAGAAGCGGCUGCAGGACGUCAGCGGGCAGCUCAACUCCGCCAAGAAGCCCCCAAAAAAGGCCAACGAGAAGCCCGAGUCGGCGCAGCAGGUGGCCGUGUCGCGGCUCAGCGCCUCCAGCUCCAGCUCCGACUCCAGCAGCUCCAGCUCCAGCUCCUCGUCCUCGGACACCAGCGACUCGGAUUCGGGUUAGACCCCACAGCACCACGCGGGGCGAGAUCCCGGGCGGCUCUGCGGGACCGGGCCGACGUGGAGCGGACUGAGAGCCCCC
Numida meleagris (helmeted guineafowl) is the source of this 2524-nucleotide messenger RNA. It is a transcript of the gene BRD2, whose product is annotated as bromodomain containing 2. The transcript has 12 exons. Gene Ontology annotation, biological process: regulation of DNA-templated transcription; chromatin remodeling. The record is from RefSeq and is a predicted model, not a curated record. Bases 104 to 2446 code for a protein of 780 amino acids. Gene Ontology annotation, cellular component: chromatin; nucleus. NCBI's taxonomy places the organism in Eukaryota, Metazoa, Chordata, Aves, Galliformes, Numididae.